AUGUCAACAACCGAGAACACAACAACAGUUAUAGUCCAUGAAGCUAUAAAUGAAGAAUAUGAGUGGGUUCAGUUUAACAAACAACUCCGUCUCAUUCGUUCGGUCAAAGACGAUAUGUACCAAAUGCAAAGUAUUUUGACAGCAUGUUUUGCUCCAGAUACUAAGCUUCCUAAAGACUGGUUUAGGAACCAAAGCACACAAGAACUUUUGAGUGAAGCACAGCGAGACAUACUUUUUUCUGAAAACAGUGAAGCACAGCGAGUGGGUAUAAAACCCCAGUCGCCAAAACUCUAUGAAAAUCGUGAAAAAUUGCCAAACGGUUUGAGAGGAUAUUAUGUACAUAGACUUCUUGUAAAUGCUGUUGCAAUGUGGGCUUCGCCUCGUUAUGCUUGGAAUAUUUACAGACUUCUUGACGAAAUUCAUAGACAAGAACGUGAAGAGCUAGAGAACAAGCUUGAAGCAAAAGACAAAAGCAUUCAGAAAAGAAUACCACGUUCGGUACCAAAAGGAAAGGAAAAGAACUAUAAGUAUAUGAUUUAUACUGAAGAGAUGGAAAAUGAAGAAGACAGAGAUAUGGUUAUGUUGCAUUUAGUCAGAAGAAACAACAAAAGCUUUUACGACCUUGCUAAGAUUUACAAAUCUGACAGAAAUUGGUUCUAUCGCGAAAACUUACCGAUUUCAAUGACACCGAAUGAAGAUGUGAAACAAAUAGUUCAAGAUACGUUACCUCAAACACACUAUGAUAUGAAAGGUUGUACAAUACUUACCUUCAAAGAAGAUUUGCCAUUGUUAAAGGAAAAAAUAACAGAGUAUUUUGACAACUUCAAACAAGUAGGGUAG
This is a messenger RNA of Trichomonas vaginalis G3, 840 nucleotides long. RefSeq names its product KilA, N-terminal/APSES-type HTH, DNA-binding family. The record is from RefSeq and is a predicted model, not a curated record. NCBI's taxonomy places the organism in Eukaryota, Parabasalia, Trichomonadida, Trichomonadidae. The transcript has a single exon. Bases 1 to 840 code for a protein of 279 amino acids.